CAGCACAGCUCCGCAGGAGAAGCCGGCAGCCGACCAGAAGAUGUCGAAGAACAAGAAGAAGAAGCUGAAGAAGAAGCAGAAGCGGCAGCAGGAGCUGCUAGAGCUUCAGCAGCAGCAGAUUCUCGAGCUCGAGUUGGAGGAGAGGAAGAGCAAGACGCUGCCUCUUCCCGACGACAAGGACUUCAGCCUCGAGGCGGAGGAUGCGGACGCCGGGGAGGAGUUGCCGCGGCAACCGCCCGCCAACGGCGAGGAGACGGAGGAGAAGUUGCAGACGUCGCUCGCGGACGACCAGCAGCAGGUGGCGCCGCGGGAGCAGGAGAGCGAGAAUCAACACAAAAAUGGUCUAAUAAGCGACGAUAAGGAAGAUGACAAGCAGGAGGAGGAUGACAACGAGAAGGUUGCUGACACCUUCUCCUCCUCCUCCGUCGAGAAGCAGGACAGCCAGGAGAAGACGCAGUCUCUCGAUCAGCAGCAGCAGCAGCAGCAGCAGGACUCGGACCCGGCACCCGGCGCGCCGCCGCAGUCGCAGUCGCAGAAAAACGGACAGUUGUGCAAUGGCGACGUUAACGGGCAGACGCGCUGCGGUGGCGCCCCCGAGUGUCGGGAGCCAGCGGCGGCCGACGCCGAGCCGCAGUCGCCGGCGGAGCAAGAUGACGGCCUGCUGUCCCCGCUUGGUCCGCCCAGUUCGCUGCUCGAAAACUUCGACUCGAAGAGCUACCUAGAUCAAGUUGUGAACCAUGACCCGCUCCAUGAGAUUUGUGAUAUACCGGUGAAGAUAGCUGAUCUGGGAAACGCUUGUUGGAAC
Priapulus caudatus is the source of this 805-nucleotide messenger RNA. RefSeq names its product SRSF protein kinase 2-like. The annotation marks the transcript as partial. The transcript is spliced from 4 exons. Lineage: Eukaryota; Metazoa; Priapulida; Priapulimorpha; Priapulimorphida; Priapulidae. The record is from RefSeq and is a predicted model, not a curated record.